Oryzias melastigma (Indian medaka) is the source of this 354-nucleotide messenger RNA. Its product is annotated as condensin complex subunit 3-like. Gene Ontology annotation, cellular component: condensin complex; condensed chromosome; cytoplasm. The annotation marks the transcript as partial. The transcript is spliced from 3 exons. NCBI's taxonomy places the organism in Eukaryota, Metazoa, Chordata, Actinopteri, Beloniformes, Adrianichthyidae. Gene Ontology annotation, biological process: mitotic chromosome condensation. The record is from RefSeq and is a predicted model, not a curated record.
CCUAAACCUGAGGGAGAAGACCAGCAAGAAGAAGAGGAAGAAGAGGAGGAGGAGGAAGAAGAAGAUGAUCACCCAUUCCUGAGUUUCAUCUUUAACUUCCUGCUGGAGUCACACAAAGCCAACAGUCAUGCCGUGCGUUUCCGGGUGUGUCAGCUGAUCAACAAAUUGCUGGGCAGCAUGUCAGAGAAUGCCCAGAUUGACGAUGACCUCUUUGAUCGGAUCCACCAAGCCAUGCUGAUUCGUGUCACUGACAAGUUCCCCAAUGUGAGGAUUCAAGCUGCUUUGGCCAUGACCCGCCUUCAGCAGCCACAGGACCCCGACUGCCCCACCAUCAAUGCCUACAUGUUAAUUCUG